Molecule: messenger RNA, 2516 nt
Organism: Saimiri boliviensis boliviensis (Bolivian squirrel monkey)
Lineage: Eukaryota; Metazoa; Chordata; Mammalia; Primates; Cebidae
Gene: TCTA
Product: T cell leukemia translocation altered
Biological process (GO): osteoclast fusion
Source: RefSeq, a predicted model, not a curated record
GGAGUCGUUCAUCCCUUAAGCAAGCUGGGUGGGCCUAGGUGCGCGUGCGCGGUUUUAAUACUCCUCCCCAAACUGCCAACUCUUCACGCAUGCGAAGUAGUCCCCUCCCUGCCUCAAUUUACGCGUGCGCACUAAGGGGCCGGGCCACGGAAGACCGCACGCCUGCGUCAGGGGGACUACGGUGACAGUACCACGGGUGGGGCGUGGGCCAGUCAUGGCGGAACCCUGGUCUGGGCAGGCCUUGCAGGCUCUGCCGGCCACGGUGCUGGGCGCGCUGGGCGCGCUGGGCAGCGAGUUCUUGCGGGAGUGGGAGGCACAGGACAUGCGCGUGACCCUCUUCAAGUUGUUGCUGCUGUGGUUGGUGUUAAGUCUCCUGGGCAUCCAGCUGGCGUGGGGGUUCUACGGGAAUACGGUGACCGGAUUGUAUCACCGUCCAGGUCUGGGUGGUCAGAAUGGAUCCACGCCUGAUGGCUCCACGCAUUUCCCUUCCUGGGAAACGGCAGCAAACGAACCUGUCAAAACCCACAGAGAAUAAGGGAAGGCAGCAGAGGGUCUCCAAUGGCAUCACUGGGUCUGCUGGCUUCUACACUGAGUUCUGCUGCUUACCAGACCCCAGGGACAACCGCCGGGGGUUCAGGGUUGGUAGCAGGGAGUACCCCAGUGCCUGCAGGGCUGAGCCUCCUCUGCCCCUUGGCCUUGCUCCCUUGCCCAGGCAAUGGGCAAGUGAAGAGUUUGCCUGUACCUUUACUGGGUGCCUUAAGUAGAGAAAUUGUGUUCCUCCUCUUUCAGGGGUGACAACUCAGGAAGCCUCUGAGCUGGGAAGGCCAACAGUUCUUUUGUCUUGAGUUUCUUUUUCUGUCCCUCUUCACAUCCCCCUGAAAUAUAACCCCAUAAAAAUUUUUCCUGAGUUGGCCGGUUGCGGUGGCUCACGCCUGUAAUCUCAACACUUUGGGAGGCCAAGGCAGGCAGAUCACAAAGUCACGAGUUCAAGACCAGCCUAACCAACAUGUUGAAACCCCAUCUCUACUAAAAAUACAAAAAUUAGCCAGGCAUGGUAGCAGGUGACUGUAACCCCACCUACUCUGGAGGCUGAGGCAGGAGAAUUGCUUGAACCUGGGAGUCAGAGGUUGCAGUGAGACAAUAUCAUUGUGCCAUUGUACUCCAGCCUGGGUGACAGAGCAAGACUCCGUGUCAAAAAAAAAUAAUUACUGAGAGGAAGCCUGAGGUUAACCAGCUCUGGGGUUUGUAAGGCAGGUCUGUUUUCUCCUAAGCCCUGCGUUUUCUGAAUCUCAUUUUGCUUUGUUGGCAAGGAGCCAGGGAAUCCUGACCUGAGCCAGACCACAAGCUCUGUGGUUACUUAGCUGGCCAUUCAGGUAUAAGGCAGUGUGGUGUCCCUGCAGGCACCAUCCAGAUGGAGGCACCAAACACCCACAUCCCUGGCCCAACCAGACUUCUGUGAGCCAGGCAAAGGAAAUUGUCAUCUGCCAACCGUCCUAUUCAUGUUCCUAUCAGUCCUUCUUGGGGGUAAGCUGGGUGCCUCAAGGAGCACAGCUGAACCCCGGAGGUGGCCUCCUACCCCGCAAUGCUUAAGUGCCUAUGGGAACUUGAGUCUGUACCUUUUCCCCUCAUAGGAUGGUACCAAGCAGUUAGUGCAGUGGCCCCAUCAUAGCCUGCAGCCUCAUCAUUUCCCAUCUAGACCUGGUACAAACCACCCCAGAGGCUCAGCUCUUCCCCACUAGCAUCUCCACCUUUACGAACCAGGCAGUCCUGCCAUGUCACAAAAGGCCAGGGGAGUUUCCAAAGGUGUGGGUGACAAAUGCCCCUAUAGAAACACCAGUACCUUUCAUCAGGACUCAGCAAUAUGUUAAAAAAAAAAAAAAAGAAAAGAAACACCAGUACCUGAAAGCACUGUAACCCUGGACCUGCCUCCUUCCCUGAUGGCCAUACUUCUGCCUCCAUCUGCUGGGCCACCAGCCACUUUAGUGACCCCUGCCUACUUCCCCUCUGCUGGAUGUCACACUUGCAUCUGGCUACCUUUGCCUAAGCCAUCUUUGUGGUAGAGGUGCACUGGAGUUUCAGCUAUACUGAGGAUGAUGGUCUUCACAGCCCCAGGCCAACCCUCUAAUACUACCACACAGAAUCAGGGUCUCACAUUUCACCCCAGGCUUAACUGAGGAUGUGGCUUAUUAAACAUGGAAGGGCAUUGGUUGUUGUGGUUAUUCAGACAGAACAAGCGUGUGCAUGCACAGGGGCAGUGAGAGAGGGAACAUCCUGGAGGCUGUUCCCCGUUGGUACCCAGAUGCAGUAACUUGCAGGGAGGGGAGAGGUGAUGCCGGCUUCCUGGAGGAGCAGUGAUGGGGUGCCCAACAGGGGCAAUAUCUCCAUUCAUAGACUGGCCCCUUUCAAGGGGAACCUAUUCUAAGCUUGUCUUGGAAGUCAGGAAAGCAGGCAUUGGGUUGGCAUUUCAGGAAACCUGUGAACAAAGAACAAUGAAGCUAGAGACUGACAAGUAAAAA